This is a messenger RNA of Trifolium pratense (red clover), 2284 nucleotides long. Its product is annotated as transcription initiation factor IIF subunit alpha-like. Gene Ontology annotation, molecular function: RNA polymerase II general transcription initiation factor activity; TFIIF-class transcription factor complex binding; DNA binding. The transcript is spliced from 9 exons. Gene Ontology annotation, cellular component: transcription factor TFIIF complex; nucleus. Gene Ontology annotation, biological process: transcription initiation at RNA polymerase II promoter; positive regulation of transcription elongation by RNA polymerase II. NCBI's taxonomy places the organism in Eukaryota, Viridiplantae, Streptophyta, Magnoliopsida, Fabales, Fabaceae. Bases 294 to 1907 code for a protein of 537 amino acids. The record is from RefSeq and is a predicted model, not a curated record.
GCAUUUAAGUUUUUUUGUUUAGUUAUCUUUUAAAAUUUUAUUGAAAAAAUCUAUAUCUUUUUUAUUUAAUCAGAUAAACAUAGAUAUUAUAAAAAUAAAAAAUCAGAUUAACAUGAUGUUUGAAUGAGCUCUCAAUCCUUUCGCAAAUCGGAAAGAAGCUCAGCGACUCCCGGUGGCACCAAAACUAUGAACAACUGACUAAAAUCCCAAUCCCAAAACCCUAGAAAAUCCAUUUGUUUAAUAUAAUAAUCUAUAAAUCUUCUUAUUCUCUGUUGUGAAAGUGCAAUUGAAAAAUGUCAAUGGAUCUUCAAUUGAAGUCAUGUUGCAGCGGUUGCGGAGAAACCACCGGUCUCUACGGAAGCAAUUGCAAGCACAUGACUCUAUGCUCAACCUGUGGCAAAACUAUGGCUGAAAAUCGCGCCAAAUGUUCCACCUGUGGCGCCACCCUCACUCGCUUGAUUCGAGAAUAUAAUGUUCGUGCAACUUCUGCAAACGAUAAAAAUUACUUUAUUGGAAGGUUUAUGACUGGAUUGCCUGAUUUUUCGAAGAAGAAAAGUGCUGAAAAUAAGUGGUGUUUGCAGAAGGAUGGAUUGAAGAGUCGCCAAGUUACUGAAUCUAUGAGGGAGAAGUACAAGAACAGGCCUUGGCUCUUGGAGGACGAAACAGGUCAGGCCCAGUUUCAGGGUCAUCUGGAAGGUUCACAAUCGGCUACAUAUUACCUUCUAAUGAAGGAAAAGAAGGAGUUUGUUGCCAUUCCUGCUGGGUCCUGGUACAACUUUAACAAGGUUGCACAAUAUAAGCAGUUGACCUUGGAGGAAGCAGAAGAGAAGAUGAAAAAUAGAAAAAAAACUGCUGAUGGAUAUCAAAGAUGGAUGAUGAAAGCAGCAAAUAAUGGGCCUGCUGCAUUUGGUGAACAUGUGAAGUUAGAGGACAAGGAAAGUAAUGCAGGUGGUGGGAGAAGCCGUAAAAAAACUGGCGAUGAUGACGAUGAAGGCCCUUCCUCUGAUAAAGGAGAGGAAGAUGAAGAUGAGGAAGUAGAUAGGAAGAAUAGACUUGGACUGAAAAAAAAAAGUGGCUAUGAUGAUGAUGAUGAAGUUCCAAAGGGAGGGGAUCUAGAUGACGAUGAUUAUGAUGUUGAAAAGGGUGAUGAUUGGGAACACGAAGAAAUUUUCACUGAUGAUGAUGAAGGUGUUGCUAAUGAUCCCGAGGAAAGGGAAGAUUUGGCUCCCGAAGUCCCCGCUCCUCCUGAAAUCAAGCAGGAUGAUUCUGAUGAGGAGGAGGACGAAAAUAAUGAAGAAGAGGGAGGUCUGAGUAAAUCUGGGAAAGAGCUGAAGAAGCUGCUUGGGCGAAGUGGUGGUCUGAGUGAAUCUGAUGCAGAUGAUGACGAUGACGACGAUGACGAUGAUAUUGAUGACGAGGUUGCUGUUCCUCCUGUGACUGCUGCAAAGCAGAAGGAACCUAAGGAAGAACCUGUUGACAACAGUCCUUCAAAACCUACUGCAACAGGACCUUCUCGUGGAACACCUACUUCAAAGUCUUCAAAGGGGAAAAGAAAAGCAAAUGAGGAAGCAAAGCCACCUAUUAGUGUACCACCUAAGAAGGUGAAGACAGAAAAUGAACCAAAAUCAUCUGGAAAAGAUGUAAAUGGGUCUACAUCUAAAAGUAAUGCGCCUCCAAAAGGCACACCACCACCGUCAUCAAACGCAGCUUCUGGGCCUGUAACUGAGGAAGAAAUUAGGGCUGUUCUAAUGCAAAGGACUCCAUUAACCACACAGGAGCUUGUAGCUAAAUUUAAGGGAAGAUUAAGAUGUGCAGAGGACAAGCAAGCUUUUGCUGAGAUCCUGAAGAGAAUCUCUAAGAUACAGAAAACUAAUGGAUCCAGUUAUGUUAUCCUGAGAGGGAAGUAACUUUGCAAUACCUAGUGAUUGAUUGUGUUGGAAGAUGCACCAUUGAAAAGAAAAUAUGCUAAUGCACCGUUGACAGCUUAUACCGGUUAAGAUCAGAUAUCUUUCAUAUUUUGUGCAUCUUCUUUGAGAUCCCAUGAGGAGUUUGAUUUUAAUUUUAGUAAGUUGAUGACCAUUAAGUUACUGGUUAUGUUAUUUUUGAAAGAACAAAUUUCUGAGUGUUUUAUUAGACAUGGAGAUGGUGUUACACUAAUGCAUUGCGUAAACAGGUUACACCAGUUAAUUCCUUGAAAGAAAAAAAAGCUUAUACUAGUUAAUGAUAUGGUAGAUGCAAAUUGUACAGUAUAGUCAUGCUUGUGCAUAUUUAUCAUUAUUUUCCA